AUGGCGACUCAAAGUCAUAACUCCCACCGUCCACUGCAUAGCUUUGUUGCUUUAUCUUCGUGUCUUCUUAUAUUGGCGUCUAUUCUUUUACGACCGGCAUUAGCCUCGAUAGACUUCGAACCAGAUCUCAUUUCAGAGUUCGAUAUCACUUCUAGCAAUUCCACUCUAAAUUACACCUUAGACGACAAUAUCACAUUAUAUAGGCCCAGUCACAUAAAACAUUUAAAAUAUUCCACUCCAGUUGCUAUAUUCCUCACAUUAAUUUUUAUGAUCGUUAUUGUAGGAACUGUAAUUGGGAAUAUCCUUGUUUGUGUUGCCGUGCGCUUAGUGAGAAAAUUAAGAAGACCAAGUAACUAUCUGAUCGUAUCUCUGGCAGUGAGUGAUCUGUGUGUAGCUCUAAUGGUGAUGCCGGUAGCCACCGUAUACGAUAUUAUGGGAACGUGGCCUUUCGGUCCAGUCAUUUGUGAUUUCUGGGUAUCCAGUGAUGUUCUAUCUUGUACUGCAAGCAUUCUCAAUCUUUGUAUGAUCUCUGUUGAUCGGUAUUAUGCCAUAACAAAACCUUUAGAAUAUGGCGUUAAAAGAACACCCCGAAGAAUGCUUUUUUGCGUGUUUAUUGUAUGGGUAAGCGCAGCAUGCAUAUCCCUGCCGCCGGUCCUAAUACUUGGUAAUGAGAAGACUGACACAUCCUGUUCUGUGUCGCAGAAUAAGGUGUAUCAAGUUUAUGCGACUAUGGGUUCGUUUUACAUACCAUUGACAGUGAUGGUAGUAGUCUACUAUAAGAUAUUUAAUGCUGCUAAGAAGAUUGUGAAAGAAGAAAGAAGAGCUCAGUCGCACUUAGAGACUCAUUGCUACCUCGAGAUAAAUGUUAAGAACGGCGGAGCGGCAGAGGCGAAACUUUUAGACAACCAGUCUUCGCAGCCUCCCCCGAGAGGCUCUACAGCGAGCACGAACACCACGUGCAGCGUGGAUAAAGCGGAAAGCACAAUUGGGAGAUGUUUCAGCGGUCAAAGAAAGUCCAACGAGUCUCAAUGUCCAAUGCUGCAACAACCAAAAACACCCGUGAAGCCAAUUCACACCAUCAAUAAAUCACCAACACAAUUGGUGCCACCAAAACUUCAAAUUAAAGAGCGACGUAGACAAUCAUCAGAAAGUAGUCAAAAAGUUACAACCAAUAGAAUCCGUUCAUCGCUCUCCAGUUUUGCUCAAAAAAGCCACAUUGCCAAAGACUUGCUGCACCCAUCAGCUACCCAUAACAAGAAAUUGCGGUUUCAAUUAGCGAAGGAACGCAAAGCUUCAACGACACUAGGUAUAAUAAUGUCAGCAUUCAUUAUUUGUUGGCUUCCCUUCUUCUUAUUAGCCUUAAUUCGGCCGUUUGUCCGAGAAGACGCCAUCCCUGACGCAGUCAGUGCUAUCUUCCUUUGGUUAGGCUACUUGAACAGUUUGCUUAACCCGGUUAUAUAUGCAACUCUAAACCGAGAUUUUAGAAAGCCUUUUCAAGAGAUCCUGUUUUUCCGGUGCACUAAUUUGAACCUUAUGAUGAGGGAAGAGUUUUAUCAUAGUCAAUAUGGAGAUCCAGAACAACACUACUGCACAAAUAAUACAACUAAACUUCACAAUUAUGAUGAAGGCGUUGAGAUAGUUUCUGCAGUCGAAAGAGAGGAAACAAGAGCUUCGGAGAGUUUUCUAUGA
Molecule: messenger RNA, 1689 nt
Organism: Arctia plantaginis
Lineage: Eukaryota; Metazoa; Arthropoda; Insecta; Lepidoptera; Erebidae
Source: the annotation of a GenBank genome assembly